AUGACCACCCUAGGCCCCAUGCCCCCCCAUGGGCCGGACGUCACCGGUAACCAUCCCCAGUACGAGAACUUCGACGAGAUGAACGCCCACGAGCGUGAUGCCUUCGACAAGCUCCUCCGUCCCGACGACUGCUACACGCCCGAGGGUGUCUACUGGGCCGAUCUGCCCUUCUCCAAGCGUAUCGGCUUCAUUCUGAAGAACGAAAAUGCCGAGUCGAAGAAGGAACUCGGCGAGCUCGGCGCCAUUAUCAAAGCCGAUCCUCUCGCUCCCAUCGGCAUGUACUUCAAGAACUAUGUCCUGCCAGGUGCUGGUCUUCUCUUGGAAGGUUACGUCCUGUUCUCCGUCAGUUCCGUGCAGUCCCUCUUGGGAGACGCUUUCGAGGACUGCUGGAAAAACCACAAGACCUGCAACGUCAACUGGAUCAACUCGUUGACAUACUUGGAAAUCGCUGGUAUCAUUGUUGGUCAGGUCAUGGUUGGUUUCGUCGGUGACUGGAUUGGCCGCCGCUGGGGUUUGAUUCAGGAUGCCGCUAUUAUGUUUGUCGGUUUGCUCAUGCUCACCGCUGCCUACGGUGUCACCGAGAACGGCUGGGUUAUUUGCUAUGCCUGGUCCCUUUUCUUCUACUCGAUCGGUGUGGGUGGUGAAUACCCCAUGACUGCCACCGCUGGUAUGGAAAACGGUGUUGGAUCCGGCCGUGUCUCUUCUCGCGACGAUCGUCUCCACCGUGGUCGCAAGGUCGUCAGCGCUUUCUUGAUGCAGGGCUGGGGUCAGUUGCUCAACCAGGGUCUCCUGAUCAUCUUGCUCCUCAUCUUCCACGGCAACGGUGACCCUCCAUACACCAAGGUCUCUGCCCAGUGGACUUACCGUGUCUCCUUCGCCGUCCCUGCUGUCGGAACCCUCUGGCUCACCUACUACCGUACCUAUCACAUGAAGUCGGCCUCCAAGCAGCUUCAGGCCGCCAAGAAGAAGGCUGCCGUCACCGGUUACGACGUCGAGUCCCUCCGCCUCACCCUCAAAUACUUUGGUCCUCGUCUCCUUGCUACCUCCUUCGGCUGGUUCGCCAACGACAUCUUCUUCUACGGUAACAAGCUCUUCCAGUCCGAGUUUAUCUCCGUUAUUCUCCCCCAUGAGAAGUCCAUCAUGCCCUCAUGGCUCUACAACUUGCUCAACAUCGGUGUCUCCCUGGUCGGUUACUACAUGGCUUCUUUCCUCGUCGACAGCAAAUUGUACGGUCGUAAGUGGAUGCAGCAAGUUGGUUUCUUGCUCUGUUUCAUUCUCUUCGUUGUCCCCGGUUUCCACUACCACUACUACACCGAGAAGGCACACAUCAAAGCCUUCCAGGCCAUGUACUUCCUGUCAUCUUUCUUCAACCAAUUCGGCCCCAACUGUAUCACCUUCUUGGUUGCCGCCGAAGUCUUCCCUGCCCCGAUCCGUGCCUCCGCUCACGGUACCUCCGCUGCCUGGGGUAAGGUUGGAGCCUUGAUUGCCUCCAUCGUCUCCGUCUACACCACCGUCGAGCUCCGCUUCAAGAUCUGGCCCUGGUUCGGUCUUGCCGGUAUGCUGACCACCUUCUUCUUCCUGCCCGACACCACCGGUCUCGACCUCAAGGAACAAGAGCGUCGCUGGUGGUACAUCCGUAACGGCCGUGAGAACGAGUACCACGGUGUCGCCAUUCACCCUCAACACUUGUCCGUGUGGGAGCGCUUCCGCGGCGUUGGCAAGAACUACAACGCCGAGCUCGACUACAAGCAGAAACUCGAGGACUACCGCGCCGAGUGGGAAUCUGGUAUUGCGCGCAAGGUCUCCAACGAGGAUGGCGAGAUUGAGGUUGACUCUGACGAGGCUUUGUUCGAGGGCCAUGUCCACAGCUACUUUGAGCGUACCAGCCCCAUGUUCCGUGGUACUGAGAAGCUUGGUGGUCAGACUUUUGCCAGUUUGCCCCCUGCUGCUACUUCGGUUGAGAGUGACUCGACCGAUGCUGCCGUUGCUGUGACUGAAAAGUAA
Molecule: messenger RNA, 2004 nt
Organism: Talaromyces atroroseus
Lineage: Eukaryota; Fungi; Ascomycota; Eurotiomycetes; Eurotiales; Trichocomaceae
Exons: 3
Coding region: 1-2004 (667 amino acids)
Biological process (GO): transmembrane transport
Cellular component (GO): membrane
Molecular function (GO): transmembrane transporter activity
Source: RefSeq, a predicted model, not a curated record